Molecule: messenger RNA, 1684 nt
Organism: Triticum urartu
Lineage: Eukaryota; Viridiplantae; Streptophyta; Magnoliopsida; Poales; Poaceae
Source: RefSeq, a predicted model, not a curated record
GCGGCCGGAGGUGGUGGACUUCCCGCGGCUGCACGCGCGCGAGGAGGCGCUCUACUUCCACGACGCCUUCGCCAUGCCCUGGGAGAAGGACAAGCACUACCGCAUGCUCUACCGCCUCGAGAAGAAGUACUUCCCGGAGCAGUCCCUCGACAACGCCUUCGUCGCCGCCGACGCCGCCGCCCCCGCCCAGCCGCCCUCCGACGCUGACAAGGGCCUCGUCUUCUUCGAGGAGGAGAAGAAGGAGGGCGGGGAGGUCGGGAAGAAGGAGGGGGCGGACAAGGGGGAGGUGCUGGAGAGGAAGGUGGAGGAGUUCUUCAGGGCCCUGAAGAAAGGGCCAGGGGAGGGGAAGGCUGACGACGCUUCGACAGCGGCGAAGAAGAAGGCGGUGUUGGGAGGGGCGCCCAGGCAGGUGAAGCGGGAUGCGGAGAGGGAGGAAGAAGACUGGCCGCGGCCGCAUCUCGCGAGCACGAGGACGGAGCUGCCGCCUCGGUGGGACGGGCCGACAGGGACCGUCGUGCUCAUCGACAAGCCCAAAGGGUGGACCUCAUUUACUGUUUGUGGAAAACUACGGCGGUUGGUGAAAGUGCAAAAGGUUGGCCAUGCUGGUACUCUGGAUCCUAUGGCCACUGGAUUGUUGAUUGUUUGUGUGGGCAAAGCAACCAAAGUUGUUGAUAGAUAUCAAGGCAUGGUUAAAGGCUAUAGUGGUGUUUUCCGGCUUGGAGAAGCAACAUCAACCUGGGAUGCAGAUUCACCAGUUAUUCAGAGGGAAUCAUGGGAACACAUCAAAGAUGAAGAUAUUAGAAAGGCAGCAGCAUCAUUCAUGGGUGAAAUAUGGCAAGUUCCUCCGAUGUUUUCUGCCAUUAAGGUUGGUGGAGAAAAAAUGUAUGACAAAGCUAGGAGGGGUGAAUCGGUAGAGCUUUCACCAAGACGUAUAUCAAUAUACAAGUUUGAUAUCGAGCGCAGUUUAGAAGACAGGCAAAAUUUGAUAUUCCGAGUUACUUGCUCGAAAGGAACAUACAUUCGGUCCCUCUGCGCAGACUUGGGGAAAGCGCUUCGAAGCUGUGCUCAUUUAACCGCACUCCCUCCGUCCCAUAAUAUAAGAGCGUUUUUGACACUAGUGUAGUGUCAAAAACGCUCUUAUAUUAUGGGACAGAGGGAGUAGAGUAGUAUAUAUAUAUGAGCAUUAUAUACAUAGAGAUCUCAUAUACAUAUGUGUUUUCAGGCACAUAAGUCUCUUUGGCUUGGAAAAUGAAAAUACUUUUAUGCCAUUGAAUUUUAUGUCUGCUUCACAGGUGACUAUUCGGUCAAUGACGCUUGGAACUUUGACGAACUGCAAGAACAAAUCACCAAGGGAUACUUAUGAGAAUUGGCCAUGCCCUUUGGAAGAUUGCGAUCGAGAGCAGCUAUUUCCAGCAAGGUCGUGGUGCAAGCCGCUGAUACAGUGGUAUGGUCUGCUAGAAUCUGCAAUCUGACUUCUUAUGUCUCCUUGUAAUCAAGGAAUUCAUUUGUUAACCCUGAACGAUGUAUGGCUGUCGCAGUUCUAUCAUUUGCAAAACUAUAAUGAACGGACAGCCCUAUGUUUGGCAAAAUUGUAAUGAAUCCACUCGUGAUGUAGCUCUUGCGCCGCAAAUUUUGAUGUCUGAUGCAUUAUUUUUUAUCAAAUAUGGUGCGAUUCUACCUGCCA